ACCUCCCUCCCUCCUCUCUCUGUCAUCAGAGGUUUUGUCAGCUUUUGAAAACCAAGCUCAAUCAAUUUUGUUUUUUAUUCCUAUCCUCUCUCCAAUCAAUUUUGAUGGUAUUGUAAAUAGAUAAGAAGAAGGAAAGACAAAAUUCGAACUUGAUCUUCCCUUUUCGGAUUUCGUAUUCUCAAAGCCGUGUUUCUUCCGUGGGGGGGUAAAAACGAUUAUGCUCUCUGGGGUUCCUUGUUCUUUCGUCUUUUGACUGACGAUUUGGUCGGAUCACAAAGAUCAUGCUUAUCCCCUUUUCGUCUCUUUCUUAUGGGUUUGUUGCUUAAUACAAAAAAGCAUCUCGCUUUUGGUGGAAUCAAGGAUUCCCGGCUUUUGCCCUCUUCUCCUGAACCAGCGGAUGCAAUCAGACAAAAGUGCUUUGUGAUCGUUCGAGCCUCUUGCAUGUUCAUCUCAGAGGGAUUUUGCCCCAAGGGCUUCAGAUUCUCAGGUUGAACUGGCGUUUUAGUGGUGAAGAAAGUACGCUUUCGGUUUGUUUGAUUGGAAAAAACUGAGUUAAAAUCGGCUCAAUUUCUUCGCGAAUUGGACUGGAGUCAAGAUCAAGUCGUUAAAUUCAAGUUCGAGUUUGGUUGCUGGCCCUGAAAAAAUGGCGGCAAGGGCUGAUGCUUCGAUCGGAGAAGGCAAUGAGACGAUCGAAGGGAACUUGGGAAAUAUGUGGGCUUUGGAGCAGAAGCUUGAUCAGCCUAUGGAUGAAGAAGCCAACAGGCUCAAAAACAUGUACAGAGAAAAGGGAUAUUCAAUGAUGUUGCUUACGAGACUGGCGUUUCAGAGUCUGGGGAUCGUUUAUGGCGAUUUGGGCACCUCUCCAUUGUAUGUGUUUAACAAUACAUUCCCUCAUGGAAUCGAUGACCCUGAGGAUGUAAUCGGAGCUCUUUCUUUGAUCAUUUACUCGCUUUUCCUUAUCCCACUCGUCAAAUAUGUCUUCAUCGUUUGCAAAGCCAACGACAAUGGUCAAGGUGGGACUUUCGCCAUAUAUUCGUUGCUCUGCAGACAUGCAAAUGUGAAGCAGAUUCCUAAUCAGCAACGCAGCGAUGAAGAGCUUACCACGUACAGCCGAACGUCUCUUCCAGAAGGGUCAUUUGCUGCGAAAACCAAGAAAUGGUUGGAGAAGAAAAAUGCCAGAAAAAGAAUACUUCUGGUCUUUGUUCUUGUCGGGAGUUGCAUGAUGAUCGGUGAUGGCAUCCUGACACCAGCCAUCUCUGGUACGUGUCUACUGCUUCACCUUCUUAUUCUUCUUCAGAUAUCUUUUGAAGUUUCACAGAUCAACAGAUUACCCAAAUGUUACAUUUUCGCAGUUCUUUCAGCUUCCGGUGGGAUCAAAGUCAACAAUCCAGACAUGAGCAGCAACAUCGUGGUACUUGUGUCGAUUAUCAUAUUAGUCGGCUUGUUCAGCAUGCAGCACUAUGGCACUGACAAAGUCGGUUGGCUUUUCGCGCCUAUUGUGAUGAUCUGGUUUCUCUCCAUUGGAGGCACUGGUAUAUACAACAUCUUCAGAUACGAUCUAAGCGUCCUGAAGGCUUUUUUACCGCAGCAUGUGUAUUUGUACUUCAAGAAGAGAGGACGAGAAGGUUGGAUUUCCCUCGGAGGCAUCCUGCUUAGUAUCACGGGAACAGAGGCAUUGUUUGCAGACAUUGCUUAUUUCCCGGUUUCAGCCAUUCAGCUCGCUUUCACGGUUGUUGUGUUCCCUUGUCUUCUCCUAGCGUAUAGUGGUCAAGCAGCUUACCUUAUGAAAAACAAGGAACACUACGCCGAUGCAUUCUAUAAAUCUAUCCCGGGGAGUAUAUAUUGGCCGAUGUUUGUUGUAGCAACGGCAGCAGCAAUUGUUGGAAGCCAAGCUACGAUAUCGGGCACAUAUUCGAUAAUAAAACAGGCCGUAGCUCACGGGUGUUUCCCGAGAGUCAAAGUCGUGCAUACUUCCAAGAAGUUCCUCGGUCAGAUAUACUGUCCCGAUAUCAACUGGAUACUCAUGCUCUGCUGCAUCGCUGUGACCGCUGGCUUCAAGAAUCAGAAUCAAAUCGGAAAUGCAUAUGGGACGGCGGUGGUGAUUUUGAUGCUCGUGACCACAGUGCUCAUGGUGCUGAUCAUGUUGCUCGUAUGGCGGUGCCAUUGGACCAUCGUCCUUAUAUUCACCGUACUGUCUUUCGCGGUAGAGGGAGCGUAUUUCUCGGCGGUUCUCCUCAAGAUUAACCAAGGAGGAUGGGUACCACUCAUCAUAGCGGCCGUGUUCUUUCUGGUAAUGUCGAUCUGGCAUUACGGAACUGUCAAAAGGUAUGAGUUCGAGGUUCACAGCAAAGUCUCCAUGGCUUGGAUCCUGGGACUUGGCCCCAGCCUCGGGCUUGUCCGUGUCCCGGGGAUCGGACUCGUCUACACUGAGCUAGCCAGCGGUGUCCCUCACAUUUUCUCGCAUUUCAUCACAAACCUUCCGGCGAUUCACUCUGUCGUGGUGUUCGUCUGCGUCAAGUACCUUCCCGUCUACACUGUCCCGGAGGAAGAGAGGUUUCUCGUGAAGAGAAUAGGCCCCAAGACUUUCCGAAUGUUCCGCUGCGUCGCCAGGUACGGUUACAGAGAUCUGCACAGGAAAGACGACGAUUUCGAGAACAAGCUCUUCGAGAACAUCUUCUCGUUCGUCCGGAUCGAAUCGUUGAUGGAGCCAGCUUCAAACUCAGAUGCUAGCAGCGUUUACAUCAGCCAACAGACACAGCAAUCGAGAGAGGCUCUGAUCAACAACAACAACAACAUAGACAUGUUCUCAUCCAUAGUGGAUUACACGGUGUCGACAUUGGACACAAUCGUGCCGGUGGAUUCUCCGGCGAACGGGAAUUGCAGUCGGGGAAACACGGUCACGACGGCAGAGGAGGACGAGACGGACGAGUUGGAGUACAUGAAGGAGUGCAGAGACGCAGGCGUAGUGCAUAUACUCGGGAACACGGCGGUGAGGGCGAGAAGGGACUCGUUGCUGCCCAAGAAGAUAGCCAUAGAUUAUGUGUACGCUUUUCUCAGGAAGAUCUGUAGGGAGAAUAGCGUCAUUUUCAACGUUCCUCAUGAAACCCUUUUGAACGUUGGUCAAGUCUUCUACGUGUAAACUCUUUUUUUUUUUUUGUAAAUCACAAUACGAAAUAAUAGAAAAACAAAAAUUGAAC
Molecule: messenger RNA, 3197 nt
Organism: Tarenaya hassleriana
Lineage: Eukaryota; Viridiplantae; Streptophyta; Magnoliopsida; Brassicales; Cleomaceae
Product: potassium transporter 9
Exons: 7
Coding region: 644-3139 (831 amino acids)
Biological process (GO): potassium ion transmembrane transport
Cellular component (GO): membrane
Molecular function (GO): potassium ion transmembrane transporter activity
Source: RefSeq, a predicted model, not a curated record